AACAACACAUCCAGCAUUUCCAAAAAUCGACUCUUCUCAUUUACCAUCCCUCUCGUCCUGUCGCUGGAGUGGCACUCAUCUCAACUGAAUAGCGACUAUUUGACCGCGGUAUCAGGGAGUCUGUCAGCGAAACCGAUUCCCCUCAAGCCCUUCAACCACAACUUUACAAGCGGUUAUAGGGUCGCUAUAUGGAGAACGGAAAGUGGACGGCAUCUCCCGAUCAGUCUCUGCUGCUGAAAUAUGGCGCCAAUGGAUUGGAUGAAGAAGAAGAGGAGGGGGAGGAGUCCAGGCUGGACUUGACCUUUGACGCCAUUGACGCCGAUAUCAACUUGGACGAAUCUAUUAGGAGCAAUCCCCGCUUGAACGCGCUCAGUGGCCAUGCGAGCUCUUCAGGCAUGACGGACACUAGCGAAAAAGCGCGAAAGACUAUUGAUCGGUGGAGUGCAAACACUGGAAAGCCCGCAACCAUGACCUUGAAGGAGCAAGAAAAGAUCAUUGACGAGCUCAACAAACAGAAUUUCAGUCUCAAGUUGAAAGUCUAUUUUCUGGAGGAUCGGCUAGCAAAGCUUUCUCCUGAACAACUAGACCAAGCAGCACACGAGAACAUUGAACUGAAGGUCAAACUACAGACAUUGCUCUCUGAGCUGAAACAGUACAAGCGGCUCCUCAUGGAAGCACACGCUGCCAUUGAGGUUCUUCAGCAACAAAAGAAUUGCGACCUUCAACACGGCAUGUCGGAGGAGCAGGAGGACGAAUAUCGGAACGCAAUUGCAGAGGGUCUGGAAUUGAAGUCGAAGCUAAAGCAGUUAUCGCAGCAGAUGGAAUCAUUGGAACAGGACUUAAAGGCCAAAGACCUGGAGCUGCAGCAACUUCAGUCCCGCUUGGGAGAGAUUGAUGCGCAGGCGGACGUCAUCGAGGACUUGAAGGAGCUGUCUGGAAAGUAUGAGGACCAAAUCAGAGAGCUCCACGACCAGCUCUCGGAGUACCAGCAGAAUGAAACGCGGUUGCUAGAGAAGUCGAGAGUAGAUGAGGGCUGGGAAGCACGGUAUCGAGAACUCGAACAGAAACUCAAUGCUUCGCUGGAUAUCAGAUCUGAGCUGGAGCAGGAGCUUUCACUUACCAAAUCAGAGAAGGCGGCGUUCGAAGACGAGAUGAAUCAUCAGCUAGAGCAACAUAGAGACGAGCUCGCAAAGGUUAGGAUCGAUGCUGCGGAACUGUCGCAUCAACUCGAGCAUGAGCGGGACCAUAUGCGCCAGAUGCAGGAUAUGCACACCAACGACAUGAACGCCCUUUCCGAACGAUGGACGCUAGACCGUCAGCAACUGAGAGGCCAGAUCUCGGAUUUAAAUAUGGACGUGGAGGAAUUUCGAAAAAUGAACGAACAACUUGAGGCUCAGACACAGGACCUGAUAGCAUGGAGAAAUGAGGAUGCUGCUCGACACGACCAAGAACUGGCUGAUCUGGUUGGUGAACUCGAAGAUAAGACAGUUGAGCUGGCUCAGCUGCAGGAUGAGCUUCAUAAUGCGCGCGACUUGUUGCAGGCAAAGGACGUGGCAAUUGUAGAGCUCGAGAACAGGAUUGAACAAUUGGAGAUGGCUCGGCGAGAAGCGGAAGCUGUCCAUGAUGAGGUGAUUGCUAGGAUGAAAUCGGUAGGUGAAGGUACAUAUUGCUUUUUGUUGGCGAUUGACCGUGGUAUUGAAACUGACCGAAUACUGAAUGCUUCAUGGUUUCUCUAUCAGAAAAUGCAAUCUGGUUCGACUUUGAACGUGCAGGUUGAAUCGAUGUCCGCGAAUGAAUCUCAGCUGAUGAGUGAGGAAUUGGCACAGAUCGGUGAGCACAACCGGAAGCUGGAGUCUCAGCUCCGCGUCGAAACUGAACAGCGAAAACUGUUUGAGCAGCUGAGCCGUGAACGAGAUUCAAAGGGCCAUACUAAAUGGAGCGAAGAGCGGCAGCAGUUGGAGCGUGAAUACGGCGAGCGAGUGGAUGAGCUCGAAGAGAAACUUGCGGCGGCCUCAGAGCAAAUUGCAGAACUUACGAGCGAGCUAAACGGCCGUGAUGGUCAUCUGCGCUACUACAAGGAACAACUCAGGGUGGCCUCCCAGCAGUCCAAGGAAAUCGAGGAGCGCUACGAAGAAAUGGAACUCAAGCUGAACUCUGAACUGGAGGCAACAACAGGCGAACUUUUGGAAAUCCGGCAGGAAUUUGAGCAGAUCAGGGCAGCCAGAGUUGAAAAGAGCGAUCUACUCAGUUCUCAGUCUCAAGAAGUCGAUCGGCUGAAUAUGAAAGCUAGACAGUUGAACAACUCGGUGGCGGCUCUCGAAGAUGAGAAAGAGCAACUGGAGACAGCCCUCCGUGAUAGAGCAACGACCAUUGCCAUGCUGAAAUCACGCCUGACGGAACUCGAGUUGCAGGUGUCGAAGAAGCAGCGAGACGAUGAUAUUUCAGGCGAAACAUCCAAAAGCGAUCUUGUGGAACGAAACUCGCUUCUUCUCACAGUCCUUCAGCAUCUAGAAAGCAUUCUCGGCGGCGACAGUCGCUUGGACAACAACUUUCUUCCGAAGCCGUCUACCAACUUUGCUUACUUUUCAGAACACCUGCUCAAUCGUCUCAAGUCCCUUAGUAAGCUGUUCAUACUCUUUGAAAAGAAGGCAAAAGAGUUGGAAGACAAGUCCACUGGCCAGCUGGUCCACUUGAAAAAACAAUUGGACCUGAAGCUGAGGCAACUGGAUCGGUUCGAGACUAUUGUGCGCAAUGCAGCUGACCGUCAGAAAAAGUGGCGCGAACAGUUGGUCAAGAAGCAGACCGAGAACGAAGAAUUGCAGGCUAAACAUGCGCUAUUGACAAAGACGAUUGCGGAACUGAAGACGAGGUCAGGAUCAGGCGAACGCUCAAGCGAUCUUGAAAAUCGUUGCAGACAUGCUGAACGCAAGCUGCAGCUAGAAAAAACGCGAGCGAUGGAUGCAGAGGAGCGUUGGAAUGCGCGACUCCGCGAACUCGAAAAGCGAACCAGAGAUGCAGAAGAGCGAGUAAAGCGCGAGCGUCAAGGAGCCAAGGAGAAAGUCGCCGGUCUUCUUGAUGAGAAUAAUGCUGCUCAAAAGGCAAUUGAGAAGCUUCAGAGAAAGAACGCGCAGCUGCAGGAACUCGUGGACAUUCACAAUGGCAAACCUGGCAAUCGAACCCUUGUGGACUCGCAGGGACCUGGCACACCCCUUGGCUCUCAACAUCUGCAAAAUUCUGCCCUUAUUCGCAGUUCAACUGAACUAGGGCUCUCGAGAAUGAACGACCAGCUCCGGAACGAACUAGACCAGCGAUCCAAGGUUGUCGAGAAGGAGAGAGAGAAGACACGAUCAACGCUUCGUGAGCUUGAUGCAGUGAAUGCACAAUGCUUCAAGUUGCAGCAGCAGCUCAGCCAGCGAGAAAACGCUAUUAAAAGCACUCUUUCCCGGAUAGAUAUGCUGAGCCAGAGAAGGGAAGUUGCUGAGAAUAUGGCCUUGCGUCAAGCAACCGAGGAUCUCUAUCGGACCCUUGAAAUCGACGAUGCUUGGGAGUAGACAUUGUCUUUUACUUUUCCAUUUUUGUUACCCUUCUACUCUAGUCCUUGUAAUUUUACAUGUGUAGUACCUCAAUAAUACCUGUUUCCUCCGUCCAUCUUGUCAAGAAAUUGAGUAAACGUAUCGAUCUGGGAAUGGACUGACAAAUCCAAAAGUGACAGAGCGAGAAGGUACACGCCAGGAAUGCUUCAGGCCGAUCUCGCGUUGGGAGGUUAGAUAGUUACCAGUUGGUACUCAAAGAAAUGGUAC
Molecule: messenger RNA, 3800 nt
Organism: Gamsiella multidivaricata
Lineage: Eukaryota; Fungi; Mortierellomycota; Mortierellomycetes; Mortierellales; Mortierellaceae
Exons: 11
Coding region: 189-3551 (1120 amino acids)
Biological process (GO): negative regulation of centriole replication; establishment of mitotic spindle orientation; centriole replication
Cellular component (GO): microtubule plus-end; mitotic spindle pole; pericentriolar material
Molecular function (GO): protein kinase binding; calmodulin binding; transcription cis-regulatory region binding
Source: RefSeq, a predicted model, not a curated record